Messenger RNA from Gracilinanus agilis (Agile Gracile Mouse Opossum), 1292 nucleotides. RefSeq names its product DNA polymerase beta (gene POLB). NCBI's taxonomy places the organism in Eukaryota, Metazoa, Chordata, Mammalia, Didelphimorphia, Didelphidae. Gene Ontology annotation, biological process: double-strand break repair via nonhomologous end joining. The record is from RefSeq and is a predicted model, not a curated record. Gene Ontology annotation, molecular function: DNA-directed DNA polymerase activity; DNA binding. Gene Ontology annotation, cellular component: nucleus. The coding region runs from base 184 to 1191 and encodes 335 amino acids. The transcript is spliced from 14 exons.
CUGUCAGAGCACGGGUGUCGCCAUUGUUACCGCAUCUGACUUCUUUACUUUUUUGAAACUGAUGCCCGGCUCCUCGUCUGGGGGCCGUAGUCCCUCACCCCUAAAGAAGUCUCCGCCCCACCACUCGGCGUACACAGGCAGAGGUGGGGGAAGCCCCGGGCUAGGGCUCCAGCCCAUUCCACCAUGAGCAAACGGAAGGCGCCGCAGGAGACCCUCAACGCGGGCAUCACGGACUUCCUGACAGAGCUUGCAAACUAUGAGAGGAAUGUGAACCGAGCAAUCCAUAAAUACAAUGCUUACAGAAAAGCAGCUUCAGUGAUAGCCAAAUACCCAAGCAAAAUAAAGAGUGGAGCAGAAGCAAAGAAACUGGAUGGAGUAGGAGCAAAAAUUGCUGAGAAGAUUGAUGAGUUUUUAACUACUGGAAAAUUGCGUAAACUAGAAAAGAUUAGGCAGGAUGAUACAAGUUCAUCCAUCAAUUUCCUGACACGAGUUAGUGGUAUUGGGCCAUCUGCUGCAAGGAAGUUUGUAGAUGAAGGAAUUAAAACAUUGGAAGAUCUUAGGAAAAAUGAAAACAAAUUGAAUCAUCAUCAGCGAAUUGGGCUGAGAUAUUUUGACGACUUUGAGAAGAGAAUUCCCAGGGAGGAGAUGUUGGAAAUGCAAGACAUUGUAUUGAAUGAAGUUAAAAAAGUUGAUCCAAAAUAUAUUGCCACAGUCUGUGGAAGUUUCCGACGAGGUGCAGAGUCAAGUGGAGACAUGGAUAUUCUCCUCACCCAUCCUAGUUUCACUUCUGAGUCAGCUAAACAGCCCAAGCUGUUGCAUCAAGUUGUUGAACAACUACAGAAAGUCCACUUCAUCACAGAUACUUUGUCAAAGGGGGACACAAAGUUUAUGGGUGUUUGUCAGCUGUCAAGUGAAGAUGAUGAAGCUCCAUAUCCUUACAGAAGAAUUGAUAUCAGAUUGAUUCCCAAGGACCAGUAUUACUGUGGUGUUCUCUACUUUACUGGCAGCGAUAUUUUCAAUAAGAAUAUGAGGGCCCAUGCCCUAGAAAUGGGCUUUACAAUCAAUGAGUAUACGAUCCGGCCUUUGGGAGUCACUGGAGUUGCUGGAGAACCCCUCCCAGUGGACAGUGAGAAAGACAUCUUUGAUUAUAUCCAGUGGAAAUACCGAGAACCCAAAGACAGAAGCGAGUGAUGCCUUUGACAGUACCAAGAACCACCACAUAGCAAUGUUUAUUUCUUGAACUUUACUUCUGUAAGGGUCUUUACUGUUUAUAAAUGAUAGCUUCUUCUUCA